AUGGACAGGCUCAUAAGCUUAGAGCCAUCAAACGUUGUCCCGAUCAGGAUCGAACAAGGAGACAAGUGUUAUGGUGAGCUUACAUUGCGUAACGUCAUGUACACCAUGCCGGUCGCCUUCCGGCUCCAACCCAUGAACAAGGCGCGCUACACGGUCCGGCCACAAUCCGGGAUCAUAUCGCCCCUCAAGACUGUAACACUAGAGAUCACUUAUCACCUCCCUCCCAAUGCAACCCUACCCGAGUCCUACCCUCACUGUGAAGACUCGUUCCUUCUCCACAGUGUCGUGGUCCCCGGAGCAGUGGUGAAGGACCCUUCAUCCACGCUUGAUUCAGUCCCUAGUGAUUGGUUCACAACGAAGAAGAAGCAAGUGUUCAUAGAUAGUGGUAUUAAGAUCAUGUUUGUUGGCUCACCCGUGUUGGCUCAGCUCGUCGCCAAUGGCUACAUGGAUGAAAUUAGGGAAGUGCUCGAGAAGAGUGAGCCGGCUUGGAGGGCAGCAGAUUCAGUUGACAAGGAUGGACAGACAUUACUUCACUUGGCGAUUGCACACGCUCGACCUGAUCUUGUACAAUUACUCCUCGAAUUUGAGCCUGAUGUGGAAGCUCAGAGCCAAUCUGGCUCAAGCCCUCUCGAGGCAGCAUCUGCCUCGGGAGAAGCAUUAAUCAUUGAGCUCUUGCUGGCUCACCGAGCCAGCACAGAGCGCUCCGAGUCCUCCACUUGGGGGCCCCUCCAUCUCGCAGCCGGAGCUGGUCACAUGGAAGUUCUUAGGCUUCUACUACUCAAAGGGGCCAACGUUAACGCACUCACAAGAGAUGGGAACACUGCAUUACACCUUGCGGUGGAAGAGCGAAGAAGGGACUGUGCUCGGUUGUUGUUGGCUAGUGGUGCAAGGGCUGACAUUCGCAACACCGGAGAUGGUGACACACCACUACAUAUCGCUGCAGGCCUAGGUGAUGACAACAUGGUGAAACUCUUGCUGCAAAAGGGAGCCAACAAAGAUAUCCGAAACAGGCAUGGGAAAGUAGCAUACGAUGUGGCAGCCGAGUAUGGACACACUAGGCUUUUCGAUGCACUUAGGCUCGGGGACAGCUUGUGUGUGGCGGCACGAAAAGGUGAGUUGAGGACAAUUCACAGGCUUCUUGAGAAUGGAGCAGCAAUCAACGGUCGUGAUCAACAUGGAUGGACAGCGCUGCACCGAGCCUCAUUCAAGGGCCGGAUUGACACUGUCCGGACUCUUAUUGAGAAGGGUGUGGACCUAGAUGCUAGAGAUGAAGAUGGUUACACUGCACUGCACUGUGCUGUAGAGUCUGGACAUGUUGAUGUAAUUGAAUUCUUGGUAAAGAAAGGAACUGAUAUAGAAGCUCGGACUAACAAGGGUGUGACUGCGAUGCAGAUAGCCGAGUCACUGCAAUACUCGGGGAUCACUAGGAUACUUAGUCAUAGUGGUGCUGCCAAAGAAGGAGUGUCGCAGGCUGUGGCGGCUGCUACACUACCAUUUGGGAAUGGAUUCGAGACCGGGAAGCUUAAGAAGAAGGCUAAUCAUCGACCAAGAUCACUUCGGACUAGUAUUGAUCGGUCCAUGCCUCUGGCAGUGCUCUAGCUAACUAGAAUGCAUGAGCUAUGAGUGUUUUGCUUCGUCACAUUAGAAGCACUCAAACAAUUCUUUCUUAGCUGAAAUUUGUGGAAGAAGUUGUAGACUCGGAUCAUAUGUUCAUUAGUAUUAUCAAAGUCCAUAUUGUUAUUGUAA
Cornus florida is the source of this 1746-nucleotide messenger RNA. RefSeq names its product protein VAPYRIN-like. Lineage: Eukaryota; Viridiplantae; Streptophyta; Magnoliopsida; Cornales; Cornaceae. Bases 1 to 1599 code for a protein of 532 amino acids. The record is from RefSeq and is a predicted model, not a curated record. The transcript has a single exon. Gene Ontology annotation, molecular function: protein binding.